UUGGCUUCAGUCAUAUGAUAGUUUAUCUGAUAUCGAUCACCUUUCUGCUGCUCAUCAGGUUUAGAAUUAGAGCAAACUAUGGGUAUGGCAUCUGUUAAUACUGCCAGUGAAGGUAUGCAACUUUGCAUAUUUGAUUUGAGAAGAGGACAACAGGAAGGGCAGGAGCUCGACAAGAUUUUAUUUUUCUUUCCUGCGGAUUUGCCUUUUGCAACCCAGCUUUCUGUGAUAGGACUCAGCGAAGGGCUCAUAACUUUUACAAGGUUAGUAGCUAUAGGGUUCAAAUUAUGAAAUGCAUACUAAUGACGUGGCAAAGAGCGGAAGGGAGAAUCAUUUGGUUAUGUUGGAAGCUUGAUGAUUGCCAGCAAUUUCCUUUUUACCUGUUGUGGUUAGCAAUCUAUAAAUAAAAUAUUUUAAAUAGGUUCCCUUUGCUUUAAAGAAUGCUAAAAGCUUUACAAUUAAAUUCCAAACGAUAGUGUUGUUGGGCACCUAUGGUCUUCAAUUUCGUAUUCAUGAGUAAAUGGAACAUAAUUGAAGUUCUGGAUAAGACUAAGUACUCCUUGUACACGCGAAGUUUUAGUCCGUUCUUCCCAGUCGCGCCUACUUUACCAUUUAAAGAAUGACUAAACCAUAUUGUUACUCAUAACAUGCCAUAAAUAUCUAAUUACUUAUUCACAAUCAGCUGAUUGAUUUGAUUAUUUGUCAAGUUCCUUUGUGGGGGUUUUGUUUUUUGAAAGUGAUGAUCUUUAUGCAGGAUAUUCUCUCCAGAUGCGGCUUGUGAGGUGAUAGAAGCAGAGAGGCACUCCCAUGUCUUUUUUGAAGCUGAAUCGGACAUCUGGAUGGUGAUGGUAUGUUAUAUCUCUUAUAGUGACCCCAUGGCUUUUCCUAAAGCGGAGAGCUGAUACUGCCUAGAUCGCUUUCUUUCUAUGUCUUUGCCAAAGAUCCAUGUCCUGUUUCCAUAGUUUCUAAAUUUGACACAUGUUCUUGUCUUUGAUUUUGGAGUGCAAUGAUUCUUCUGCAAUCCCAUUUCAUGAGGCUUUCUACUUUCUGUAUUAAUGUUUCAAUGUCCUAGAAAUCCAUUAGAAACAUGAACGAAACAUGGCCUAUCUGCUUUGGGAUCUUAACUGGAUUGAGUUGGUUUCCACGUUCAACACCUGAGUCUUCUUUUCAUUAUGUUUAAUCAGUUUAGUGUUCUUUCCUGCGUGUUUAUUGAAGUGGAUUUGUGUUCUGACUCUUGAUCAUAAAGAGCAUGGAAUAUGUCUUAAUAUCGUGUUUCUCCUCCAAGUUGAGCAUCAGUAACUGUCUUCUAUUCUUUAAUCUAUAUGAAGCUUUCUCUUCAUGUAGAAGGCUUUUGUACUGGUUGUCCUAGUUCAACGUGCAAAAUGUUUAUCCUACUCUAGUUUCUCGAAUGUACCUUCAACAUUAUUAUUGUGUACUUGUCUAUCAUAUUAGGUGAACAUGGUGUGAUUAAUCUCUUUGUUAAAUUAUGUGUGAUUGAUUGUUCAUCCUGGGUAGUAUUUGAUCUUGGUGUAGGUAGUGGAGAAAAGUAAGGAAUCAAAAGCAGCAUGUCAGGUUGAUGCAUUACGAAAGGUUCUCAAAGAAGUUCACUCUCUUUUUGUAUUGUUCCAUGGAACAAUGAGAUCGAUGCUUGAGAAGGAAACUAGUGGAGGCUUAAUCCGAUCUCAUUUAUAUCCUUUCAUCACGGAUUAUCUUAGUGGUAAGCCUUUAUACUAUUUCAUUGCAUGCAGAAUUCUGUAGGCCCUACGAUUUUGUUCUAGUAUGCUAUUCAUCUCAUGUCACUAAUUGCAGCAUACCAAAAAAAGCAGUCUCUAUUGUGUAACUGCUGCUGGGGUAAUUCUCAAGUUGCUGUAUCAAAAUUUGCUUCAACAGUUUUGAUCUGCCAAACAAUUGCUGAAGUUGCGGACUUGAAUCUUACCUGUAACUUUUGGGCAGAUUUUCUAAUUGGGAAGAAGCUCCAACUACCAUCAUUUCAUGACUGUUUAAUGGAGCGUGGAACUGUUCAAAUGCUUACUGUUGGAAGGGAAGCUGCAAUUGAAGUCCAGGUUCAAUUUCUGAAAAUCUCUUGAGGUGCUCUUAUAUAACUCAAAUACCAAAACCAGAUCAGAUGGAACCAAUUAAUUUGCUAACUAAACUUAUAUGAACGGUUGGGGUCUGCUGAACUUGUCUCAUUUCCUUUCCUUAUGACCUCUUUACCCCUUUCCGCAUGCGUCUUUUUCAGAUGGAUGCUUGCUUAUAUACAAUAGCAGAUUUUUUCCUUGUAAAAACCAAUUCACUGGAAACUGACAUCUUUAAAAAUAAAAAACACCAACUUCAACAAUAUAUACAGAACUCUUACUCCCCAGUCCAUGAUUCUUGGCCUCUCUAUGUUGACCACCAACCCUCAUCCACGAAUAAAGCAAGACUACUUAACAGACUCCUCGUACUUGGACAAGCUCGUGAUUGCUCACGUGAUCUCUCUUUGCAUUCUGUUUGUCUCAUCUUCGCAACUUCAGGAAGUUUGGUUUUAUCUGUUUGAAAUUUUUAUCCAUACUGUGGCUGCUGCAUGGACUCAUAAUUGGGUGAGUCAAUGAUGAUCACUUUGUUAUAAUUGCAGUCCCUUGUCAAGGUACUAGAAUGUUCUGCUGGGACUACAUCUUGCUACUCUCUGGUUUUGUUCCAGGACCUCCUUGUCUCAACCACACUUUCUCCCGUACGGUUCAACUUCUACAGCUUAUUUAAUCUGGAUGUUCUGUAGUGUUCUUUGUUGAAUUAUAUGUAUUUAAUUUACUAUCACCAGCAGAAUAGUAAUUGACAUGAGAUAUAAAAGAUAUAAAGAGACUAUGAAAUUGCAUGGUGCAUCUGUCAAAAUGACUGCUAAUUCUGUUAUUGAACCUGUGCUUUUCAGGAUGACACCAUAAGUUUGUUUACUUAUGCUGUUCUAAGGUUGACUCCCCACGCUUUGUCAUCCGGAGCAACUUCCUGGUCUUAUUUACAAAGAACUAAUGCAGGAUCUCAAGUUCCCGCGUUGUCUACUAUUACCAACUCUGGGUCUGUUUCAGAUAACAUAUAUCGCUCACGUGAUACUUCGCUGGACCAAGACAACAAUUGUCAAGUAAAAAGACCAUUACAUCAUAAUAGGUGGUUUAGGGGAAACGAUGGUUUUCUUGCUUCUGAUAUUUGGGGAGCUGAUAAUGGUAGUCAAACUUCUGUCACCCCAAUAGUUUACCUCCAGCUGACUGAGGAAAGGAUGUACCUGUGUGCCUAUCAAUAUAAAAGCCUGACCAUAAUCCUUCUGGUUCCUGUUUCCUCCAUUCUCAACGGCGAGCAAGGACUUUCACUCGUGAAGCAGCAAGUCUUUGAAAAUGUGUGUGUCCUUUCUGUUCCCGUAAAUAUACUGUUCUCUUCAUUUUACUUUUCCACUUCCAUUCUCUUCGUAUUACUUUUCCACUUCCUUUCUCUUCAUAUUAUUUUAAUUUUUGUUCUAUUUUUCCCCUUUCCUGGAAGUAGCAACUUAGUUCUGCUCUUAAAAACUUCUGCAUCCUCUACAUUGGGGCCUAUCGAGCACAUUGUAAAUCGUUCCGGUAAUAAUGUGUCAUCAUAAGACGCAUCCCCGCCUGCUGGUGGCUAUGUUGUUUAGGUUUGGUUCCUUUGCAAAUACCUGACUGAUUACAGGUAGCUUGAAGCCUUCAAGUAUCCCUGGCUUAGGUUCAUACCUUGGGGCAAGGAAAAUAAAUAACUUCAAGUCUUCUAAAAUGCUCUGUAUUGCAUUUUUAUAUUACAUGUCACUGCACCUUCAUUACCAAUAAUGGCAAAAAGAUGAAGAUGCUGCAUAUUUUGCUAUAUUUCGAUUCAUUUUAAGAUGCAGAUGAGUAGGACAAACCCUCAUAGACAAUAACGUGACAGGGGAAUU
Messenger RNA from Linum trigynum, 3907 nucleotides. NCBI's taxonomy places the organism in Eukaryota, Viridiplantae, Streptophyta, Magnoliopsida, Malpighiales, Linaceae. The record is from the annotation of a GenBank genome assembly.